AUGAGUGUCCCACGCGCACGGGUAGUAGAUCUCAUGAAGGCACAAUGCAAAGUCUUUGCGACCACAUUUAACCCUGAACGAACGCGACUGGGCAACAAAGUUCUGCGCCAACGCCUACGCGGGCCCGCGAUGGCCGCCUACUACCCCAGAAAGAUUAUCACAAUCAAGGACGUCAAGGCUGAAUUCGGUCCCGAGCUCGCUACGUGGGAUCCGGACGAGGAGGCCCGUUUCGAGUACAUUGAAGAACUCAAGGCUCGUGGGAAGAGUAACCCGAAGAAGAAAUCGGCGCCUGCGGCUGCCGCACCUGACGGCACCUGCCACGGCCGAAGCCGGCUGUUCUUUCGAACGACUACCUUACCGACUGGCAACCGUCGCCCCUUGCAGAUUCUGGGUGCGUUUUGCAUUUUCUUCCUUCUUGUGCUCCAGACUCUUCUUCUCCCGUUACCUCCAGCUACACCCAUGCAUGCAGCAGCCUCGUUUUGCAUUUUGUCUUCUUUUCUCGAAUGCGUGUUCAUCAUCAUUUUUUGCCAAGAGACACACGCAAGCCUUGUCGAUGGCUCUCGUUUCCUGGCAGCUCCGAACCUAGUCAAGGCGCUUUCGACUUCCAAACUUGCCAAUAACCUUGGAUCAAAGAUGGCAACGGAAGACGGUCUUGUCAAAGACACAUACCCUAUGGAUAAGUUGCUGGCCAAGCUUUCCGAACAACAAGCCACGCUGAACCAGCAGUCCACCCAGCACAAGGCCAUGGAGGGGCAUUUCUCGUCUUUUGCGGAGCUAGGAUCUUCCAGCACUUCACUUCCAAUGACCCCUGCGACCGAGGCCUUCCAAACAGCUGCCCCCACAACUCGCCCAGCCAGUGCAACUAUAGACGAGGCACGGCUCGAUGUGAAUGAAGUGCUGCGUCUCAAGCUGCAACUUGCACAAGCCCAGAACCAAAUCUCGAAACUUGAUCAGGAACUUGCGCAAUCACGAACGAGCGAGCCUGAUUCCACUACUUCGGGCUCAGCGGCUGGCAGACGAUCCGCUCCGGCUUCCCGUGAUAGCCCUUGGCCCAUCACCGAGGACUCUCAUUCCGACACAAGCGAUACAUUGUCUGCAUCUGCCUUUAGCCGUACAAGAGGAAUUUGGGGCCAGCCAAAAGCUUCUUCUUUUAGCCACAACAACAGCCAAUCGAGCGUUGCGGAUCCUUCGCCUACGAGUUGGUUGGGAGGUCGUGCAGCGCACCCUUUUGCUGAUCCUGGUGUGCCUUUUCCUGUCGUAGAUGGUUUCCGAGACCGUAUGACCCAAGAGUCAGACAUGAUGAGCCGCCCUGGAAAUAAUCGACGUGGGACCCGAUACGACAGUCGGGGAGUGCCUUCUGGUUAUGUCGCGGCACACGGACCGGGUGGAAACUUUUUUGACUCGAUGAGUAGUACCAUGAAUGGCCCAGCCAUGAAUAUGAGCCACCCACAGGCGGGCUCCGGUAUGGCCAUGUAUCCGCAGUAUCAGCAGCAGGCAGCUGGCACAGCACUGUCCCCGCAUGCAUCCGAGUUCACUUCAAAGGCAGGAUGGAAAAAUGAGAAGUACAUCGUUGACAAGAUUGUCUGCAAUAACGAUCAGCAAGCUUCCAUUUUCUUACAACAAAAGCUCAAAGUGGGCACGCCUGAGCAGAAAUACGAGAUAGUCGAAGCCAUCGUCGCCCAGGCCUACCCGCUUAUGGUUAAUCGAUUUGGAAAUUUUCUAGUUCAGCGUUGUUUUGAGCAUGGCACCCCAGAGCAGGUCAUCAAAAUUGCCGAAGCCAUACGUGGCAACACUCUCAGUCUUUCCAUGGACCCCUUUGGGUGCCAUGUUGUGCAAAAGGCUUUUGAUUCUGUCCCUGAGAACUACAAAGCAAUCAUGGUUCAUGAGCUGCUUCGCAGAAUCCCCGAGACUGUUAUUCAUCGAUAUGCAUGCCAUGUUUGGCAGAAGCUGUUCGAGCUACGUUGGACCGAAUCCCCCCCACAAAUCAUGACCUAUGUCAACGAAGCUCUCCGUGGCAUGUGGCAUGAAGUUGCAUUGGGUGAGACUGGAAGCUUGGUAGUCCAGAAUAUAUUCGAAAACUGCCUCGAAGAAGAUAAGCGCCCGUGCAUUGAGGAGGUGUUGGCGAACAUUAAUAUUGUUGCCCACGGUCAGUUUGGGAACUGGUGCAUUCAGCAUGUAUGCGAGCAUGGCGGUCCUCCUGACCGAAGCCGGGCGAUCGAUCACGUUAUCCGCUACGCAUCCGAAUAUUCGACGGACCAAUUCGCAUCGAAGGUUGUGGAAAAGUGCCUCAAAAUUGGAGGCACAGAUUUCCUCGGUCGCUACUUGGACCGUGUGUGCGAAGGGCGCCGUGACAGAACCCGAAUUCCCCUGAUCGACAUUGCCAGCGAUCAAUAUGGCAAUUAUCUGAUCCAAUGGAUUUUGAAUAAUGCAACACCGCAGCAUCGGGAAAUGGUAGCGGCACAUAUUCGCAAGCACAUGGUGUCUCUUCGAGGCUCCAAAUUCGGCUCGCGAGUUGGGAUGCUUUGUACCAACCAUGCAGUGACGACACGGCCAGGACACGGAAGCGGACCAAGCAUUCCAGGUCGGUUGCCCGGCCCAAGAUAUGGCACCAACUACAGAUAA
Molecule: messenger RNA, 2622 nt
Organism: Beauveria bassiana ARSEF 2860
Lineage: Eukaryota; Fungi; Ascomycota; Sordariomycetes; Hypocreales; Cordycipitaceae
Product: meiotic coiled-coil protein
Exons: 8
Coding region: 1-2622 (873 amino acids)
Biological process (GO): post-transcriptional regulation of gene expression
Cellular component (GO): cytoplasm
Molecular function (GO): mRNA 3'-UTR binding
Source: RefSeq, a predicted model, not a curated record